Messenger RNA from Bradysia coprophila, 1750 nucleotides. RefSeq names its product serine/threonine-protein kinase Warts-like. Gene Ontology annotation, molecular function: ATP binding; protein kinase activity. Gene Ontology annotation, biological process: protein phosphorylation. Lineage: Eukaryota; Metazoa; Arthropoda; Insecta; Diptera; Sciaridae. The record is from RefSeq and is a predicted model, not a curated record.
AUGAUCAAAUGUUUAAUGCUCUUUUGUCUUUCAAAUAUUCUAGGUGAACAUGCGCGUCAGGAUUCCAUGGAACCGUGGGAAGAUGCUGGCGAAGGCAGUUGUAAACCAACCGUAUUGGAGCGACGGCGUCAACGCGAUCAUCAAAGAUGUUUGGCCCAUUCUCUGGUCGGAACUCCAAACUAUAUUGCACCAGAAGUGUUGGAGCGUAGCGGUUACACUCAACUAUGUGAUUGGUGGAGUGUCGGUGUCAUUUUAUAUGAAAUGCUUGUGGGUCAACCGCCAUUUUUAGCAAAUACUGCCGUUGAGACACAGCAAAAGGUAAUCAAUUACCGGAAAACGUUACACAUCCCACCACAGGCCAAUCUGACGCACGAUGCAUCUGACUUGAUUCUGCGAUUAUGUGCAUCGGCGGACCGUCGACUCGGCAAAAAUGGUUCGAACGAAGUCAAAGCUCAUCCAUUUUUCAAAGGUGUCGAUUUAUCAUUGGAUCUACGACCGCAAAAAGCUCCGUACAUUCCGAAAAUCGAUCAUCCGACCGACACAUCGAAUUUCGAUCCAAUCGAUCCGGACAAAUUGCGUAAUUCGUCAUCCGAUUCAUUCGAUUUUAAAAGUGAUACGGGUAAGUCGUUUCAUGGAUUUUACGAAUUUACGUUCCGGCGAUUUUUCACCGAUGAUAAAACGAUCAUGGACAGCAGUGAAGAUCAGAGUCCCGUUUAUGUGUAGGGAAAACAAAACAAAACAAAAAACUAUUUUGAUUUUUGCAUUAAGUUACGUGUUAAGUAUUGAUUAGUUUUAACAACACGAAGGAAACAAAUUUGAUCUGCCAUAAAUUGUUACUCAAUUUCUUUGAUGAUUUUUCUUUUCGUUCUAUUUUUACCGCUUAACAUACCGGAAGUGAAAGAGCUAAAAUUGAACCGGGCGUCAGUUGAACCAAUCGAAUUAAUUUCUUGAUAGUUUUCUUACAGUUCAAUUCAAUACGAUUCGUGUCGAAACUCAUUUGACUGAAUUUUUUGUUCCGUGUUUAGAUCGCACGAUAAUUUUGGGUUUUCAUUAAAAAAAAUUCGCUAAAAACUGUAAUUUUAAAUUGCUGUCCAGUGUUCCAUUAAAAAAAAAAGUUAAGAAUGUGAGACUCAAUACGAUUUACCGAAUAUGUCCUAAUUGCUGACUGCAUCGAAGUGAGAUUGGUGCGUCACUUAGAAACAUAAAAUUUGAAGAAAAUAAAUCUGUGCUUCGAUCAACUAUACACAUUCCAUUUCCGGAAUGCGGCUGAUCAAAAGUUUAAAUUUAUUUUCUUCAAGUAAACUUUCACCGCAAGGAUUUUAUUUUGAUGCACAGCUGGAAGGACUAGCACAAUAUGCGUGCAUGGAUUUUGUUAUUCAAUAUUCUAAUCUGAAUGAAGUCGUGAUACGCUUCGAACAAAAAUUUAAAUUCAGCAAAUAAUUUCUUUCAAUGCCUCAAGUUUGAUCAUUAAGUUUCAGAAAAUUUCGGAAAGAAAAGGUUUUGCCGAAAAUUGGUUCAAGAAAGUUGAACCUCGGAAAUAUGCCCUGACUCUCCAAUGUCCAUUUGUCAAAUCCUCGUCGUAAACGAUUUUUUUUAUUUGUAAUUGGAUUUUUACGUCCCGUGAAAUUUUAGCUUUUUCAUUUGCCCAUAUUUCGUACUAAAAACAAAACAAUCAAAUUGUAGCACAAAGUGUUGUUUCGUAUUAUUUCGCGCAUAACAUGUUCUAAACGAAUCAAAAACACACAAAAGA